This is a messenger RNA of Adineta ricciae, 1086 nucleotides long. NCBI's taxonomy places the organism in Eukaryota, Metazoa, Rotifera, Eurotatoria, Adinetida, Adinetidae. The record is from the annotation of a GenBank genome assembly.
AUGUCAACAAGUCGACAACAUCCCUACGAAUUAUCCCCAGUGCAAGUGUUAGAAAGCAAUGAACAACCUCAAAUUUCGAAACCGAGUGUGGAUACCGAUUUCCAGAACAUAUCGCUAUCAGCAGAAAAGACGGAAUCAAAAGGUCUCUUCUCAAGAACCACAUCGAUCAGAGGACAUUAUAUCAAAACAUGGAUAUUGGUUUUACUCGCUAUUAUCUUGUUUAUUAUUGUUAUUGUGUUCGUUUUGGUAUCGGUUGUUCUAGUCAUCCGAAACAAGCAUGAAAACGGAACCGCUGAGACACAACAAAACUCGUCCACAAUCACUGUUUCGACAACCACCGCUGGUUCUACAAAUGAAUAUGUGGAUUCGUCGGGCACAUUGGCUGUUAAUAGCUCUAACUGUAACCAAUCCCAAUGCUGUUGUAUAAUUGACGUUAUUUAUCUGGAACGAUCAACGCUUGCCAGUCUCGUUUUAACAACGACACUAGAUGGACAAUGUAAUGAAAUACAAUCUUUCUCGACAACAAUCGCAUAUCCGACUAGUGACAAUGUCGUAGUGACAGUCAAUCGAUCGCCUUACUAUUUCCAACUAGAUACGAGUACUGCUACAUUACUGAUGACAAAUCUGAUUAAACCAACGUGCAGUGUUCUAGGCAUUCGAUUAUUCAAUAAUGCGUCUGCACAAACAUCUACGCCUACGCUAAUAACGAUAACAAACACAAAUCCAAGUACUGCCAGUCCAAGCACGUCUCGAACGACAUCCUCAACAAGAAAUUUGCCUCCAUGGCCAGGCACUUUCGUUGUCCAAUCUCUCUGUUCACAGUGGCAAUGUUGCUGUCUGAUUGGUUCGGUUAUCAUUUUACAAACAUCAUCUAGUGAUCUAUCGAUCACAGGAACACUGAGUGGCUCGUUAUGUUUUGGAUACUCAGGCCAAAGAACAUUUCCAGUUUCGUAUCCAACACAGUACAGUAUAUCUGUCGAUUUAGGAAUUGCGAUAUACACCAUUGUGCUAAGCUCGAACGGAAAUACCAUCACAGUGACGAACACAUACAGUAGAGCGUGUAAUGAAGUUGGCAAUCGAAAAUGA